CAUUUGUGCAUGGUACAUCUGUAUCCUAAUUGGGUAAGGUAGCCGCACCCCACCCUCGUAAUUUAGGAUUAUCAACAACAACCUUAUUUAAAUUGAACCACUGGUUCUGAAACCGGUACAGCAUUAAUACCGGAAUGUUUGGCAGAGACAGCAAACCAAAAGAAGUGUUCGAUAGUCAUUUCUGGCAUUGGUAUGUUGAUAGUUAUAGUCGGUGGCCCGUAAAUCCAUUGGGUGAUCCUUUACCACUAAAUAAACAAAAAUACUAUGCUGCUUCUAGUUCGGUAGUAACUGUCCAAAAGUAUUUUGAUCAGUUGGGAAUCGUAGUACCAUCUGCUCAUCAAGUCAUUGCAUUACUUAAAUCUCCAUUCACUCAGGGAGACCUUGUGAAAACGUUCCAUCUUAUACGAUUCUUUCAACUAAGUUCUGAUGGACUCUUUUUAACUAAUUCACGAUCUGAUAAGUUAGGAGGUCUCAUUCAUUAUGUAGGAGCCGAGAAUUGGGAAAAUGUCAUGUGUUAUCUCGAUGCAUUAUUGUUCUCUAUGUUUGCCAACUUGGAGAGCUUUGAACCAAUUUUAUUUGUAUCCAAUCAAACUCCGAAUCAUUUAGUAGAUCAAUUAGCGGCAUUAAUACGGCUCUAUGUUAAUAUGUUAAGAUCAGGUAAUCUUAUAACUACCGAUAUUACCAUGAGAAUAUGUGAAGUACUUGAGAAAUUAGGAUUCAAAGAAGCCAUGUCUCAUAAACAACAGGAUUCUGCAGCCAUCUUUGAUUUCUUAACUGAAACCCUUUCCAUGCCACUUUUGACAUUUAAGAUCGACAUCAAACAUGGAGGUAAGUUCAGUAAGGAGGAUGAUGAAAAGAUAUCAAAGGAAAGAAUUCUCUUUGUCAGUAUUCCAGAUGAGGGACUCGAGUCGGAGUCCAGCACCAGUUCUCACGAUGGAGUGUUGCUCGAAGAGUGUCUUGAACAUUACUUCAAUAACUCCAUUAAUGUGAAACGAGAACUAGAGAGACGGGCUACGCUUGAGAGUGUCAGAGAAGUUGCUAAUGCCGCUAAUGCCGCAGCAGCAGUUUCUGGUGGUGCUGGUGCUGGUGGUGCUGGAGGUACAGUGUUCUACUACGGAGAAAUCCCAGAAAACAAUAGUGUAACCUCAUUCCCCUCAUCCAGUAAUCGCAAUUCAGGCAUAAACCAAUUGGAUUUAGAAGAAUCUAUCAGUCUCAAAGAACUGUCACCACCUCCUGCUGGAGUCAGACAUCGUUCCGACAGUUAUAAAGGCUCUCAAACAAGAUAUGUUACAAGAACAAGAUCAUCUACGAUCUCCUUAUGGUCGAUGAAUGAUAAUGAUCCUACCAAAUCUCGAGAAGUAAGCUUACCGGCCUGGAUGUUCUUAAGACUCUUACCAUUCUAUACUGAUAAUAAUGAUAUGGUAGGUCCUGAAAGUAUAGCUCGGAAUUCUAAAGAGUUUGUAGAUAGAAGACCCAUCUUACCCAUCUGUUUGAAACGGUACUCGUAUGAUUCUUCUAGCUCACAAGCUUCACGAUCGAAGCAGAGAAUCAUCAUUCCUCCCUUCAUAGAUCUUCCUCAAUUUGUAGCGGAUGAUGUAGAUGAAGUUACCCCGGGGAAUUAUCGAUUAAUCCUUGAAAGUGCAGUCUGUCAUCGAGGCAGUUCCAUUAAUCUGGGCCACUUUAUAUCGGUAGUAAGACGGGAUUCCGAUAAUGUCAAUAUGUCGGAAGAUGAAGGUCAUACAGCCAAAUGGUACCUCUAUGAUGAUAUGAAGAAGAAAUCUCGAAUUGUAGAAAAGACCUUUGCCGAGAUCUUUAACUCCGAAUGGCCCUAUAUGUUAUUCUAUCGAUUAGUGACACUUGAGGAUACACCUACUUCUACCGACAAAUCAAGUCCGGUAAUGCCUCCUCAUGGCUCUAAACCCAAAUACUGGGCAGAAGAUACUUUGAGUCCCAUCAUUUCUGCAUCCAAUACUGAAGAAGAGUUACCACUUCAAAAGCUUGAAAGUGCAGUAAGUACUACUUCAAGUAUACCUAUACCAGAUAUACUACCUACUGAUUCAAGAUCUAUGGAUAUAAGGCAUAGAUACUAUUGGUAUGUAGUGGAUAAGGAUAAGAAUUACUAUAAGGAAUUACCCAGUGUAGCCAAGGACGGAUCUAAUGAUGGGUCUGUGACUUUAAGUCCCCAAUUCCGUCGCAAUAGUCAAUGGAGUUUGAAAUCCAAUAUCAGCAGUAUCAAUAGCUUAAUGUCCUCUAAUAUUAAUCAUGAUUUCACUCAUGAAGUUACUGAGAAAGUGAAGAGCACCACCAUAUCGGACGAUAAGCCUAAGAAGACAAGCUCCAAGAAGGAGGCACCAUUCCUGCCUAAAAAGGAUGCUAAGACUACCAAAGCUACUAAGGAAUCGAAAGAUACUAAGACUAGUUCCAAAAAGGAAAAGGACAAGUCUCAUCACCAUCAUGUGUUCCAUCGCAACCAUAAGAGAGAAGAAUACAAGAAGGAUAAAUGUACAAUCACCUAGCUCUAUUAAUACUACUACUAAUGCAUAUUAUAGACACAUUUAUAUAAU
Scheffersomyces amazonensis is the source of this 2564-nucleotide messenger RNA. RefSeq lists its product as uncharacterized. The coding region runs from base 135 to 2516 and encodes 793 amino acids. Gene Ontology annotation, biological process: protein deubiquitination. Gene Ontology annotation, cellular component: cytosol; nucleus. The transcript has a single exon. Gene Ontology annotation, molecular function: cysteine-type deubiquitinase activity. The record is from RefSeq and is a predicted model, not a curated record. Lineage: Eukaryota; Fungi; Ascomycota; Pichiomycetes; Serinales; Debaryomycetaceae.